CUUCCUUGGUAAACCUCGGUAAAAUGCGCCGCGCGUUUAUCAAUAGCGCUUUUGGUGGGGAAGCGCGAUUUUGUUACGGACACUGGUAUUGCCGGUGUAUGCAAUAUAUGAGCGGACUGACUGUAAAAGCAGCAUGGAUUUCUGGAACAAUUUCCUUGGAAUAGUGCAUCGGCCAGUUUUCAAGAACAUCGUAUAAAAGAAACCAUUUUAUCGGAACUCGAAAAAAUUCAGUUUAAUAAGCUGCAGAGAUGCUGUCGAAUCUUACCAAGCUCAUUGGUGGUGCUGGCCACCACAAGGCAGAAAAGGGUGGAGCUAAGCUGAACCAGACUACAUUUGACUUGAAGGCACCCCAUGGCCCUGGCAAUAUGCAGUGGGCCUGGCAGUCGCUGCCCUGCGAACUCCUGGCUACCAGCGGCGGCGACUCCCGCCUCACCAUCUACACCAAGGACGGGCAUACCAAGGAAACCGUCAAACUCAAAGGCCCGUGCCAGGCUCUGAAGUGGAGCAAAGACGGUGCGACACUGGCCGUCAUCAACAAGUCCCUGCCUGUGGUGUGCAUCUAUGAGGCGGCCAAGGCCAAGAAAAAGGAAGUGACUGCUCCGUUUGAAGAUCAGCUGACACACAUGGCGUGGUCCAAGACUUCUCUUCUACUGGCCUGUGGCUCCAAGAACGGCAACGUGCUCAUGUACAACCACGCCAAUGGCAAAUCGGGGGCCAUAGAGGGCAAGCACAAGGCGGCCAUCUGCGGCUGCGCGUGGAGUCCCGACGGCCAGCUGGCCAUCUGCGCCGAGGACAACACUCUCAGUCUGAGUCAUGAGAACGGCCAGACGUUCGCGGAGCUCAAGCUGCGCACCAGCCCCAGCUCCGUCAGCUACGGCCGCGCCGACAACGGCAAGGACUCGCUCUUGGCGGUGAAGCUAGGGGCAGAGGCCAUUUUCGUGCUGAACGUGAAUAGGAAAGACGGGCCCUUGGAGCUGACCUUCUCGGAGCGGUACGGUGCCAUUCUCGACUUCAAAUGGCACCAGCGAGGCCUGCUCAUGAUCGGCUUCGCCAAGGGCUACUUCAACAUCGUGUCCACCAACCCGUCCAACAUGGGCACGGAGCUGUUCCAGGUGCGCGACUUCCGGUCGGCCGAAAUGACGGGCAUCGCUGUGAGCCAGGCGCUGGGCCUGUGCGCCACCAUCAGCGCCAACAGUAUCCGCACGCACAACCUGGAGGACCCGCGCGAAACGGUGGGCUCGCUGGAGGUGAAUGGCGAGAACAAGCUGCUGAAGAUAGACUGGUCGGAGGACGGCGGCCUGCUCACCGUCUCCAGCGUGCAGGGCAACCUGUACGCGUUCCCGGGCUCAAUCAAACGACAAGCGGUGCCGGCCGUGGCCAAGGCCGAUGAGCAUGCCCGGCAGGCCAGCAAAGCCGCCAAGCAGAAGAAGGAGGCAGGCGACGACAAGCAAGUCACCGCCGCGCGCCUCUACACGCUGCACAACCCGCACGGUCCGGGCGGCAUCUUCUUCGCCUGGCAGCGGCGUCACGGCACCUACAUGGCGACGACUGGCUACAACCAGAUGGUCAACAUAUAUGACCGCAUGGGCACCAUGGUGGACCAGAUCGCGCUGCCCGGCAACUGCACUGGCUUCGGCUGGGACAUGAACGGCGACAUUCUCGCCGUGAUCAACGAGAAGAACUCGGCCAUCAUCCUCUGGGAUGCCAACUAUAGCAGCAAGACCCGCGUGCGCCAGCUGGACUCUGGGCUGCGCGACCCUCUCAGCUCGCUCAUCUGGUCCCGCUCCUCUGCAUACCUGGCCGUCGGCACGGCCAAGGGCAACCUCAUGAUUUACAACCAUCAAACCUCCCGGCGCAUCCCGAUCAUGGGCAAGCACACGCGUCGCAUCACGUGUGGCGCCUGGAACAAGCAGAACCUGCUGGCGCUGGGCGGCGAGGACAAGACGCUGAGCAUCAGCAACGAAUUCGGCGACACGAUGCGCCUGGCCACGCUGCGAGCCGAGCCCAGCCAGAUCCAGUUCUCCGAGAUGAAGAUGGACGGCGCCAGCGACGGCGAGAACACGGUCAGUCUAGUGCUGGUCAAGAAAAACCUCUUUCUGUACAGCCUGACGGACCCGGACAACCCGGUAGAGUUGGCCUUUCAGUCGCGAUAUGGCAACAUCAACCGCUACGAGUGGUUUGGCGACGGCUACAUCCUGCUCGGUUUCUCCAGUGGCUACUUCGUGGCAAUCUCCAGCCAUAUGAAGGAAAUCGGCACAGAGCUGUUCCAAGUCAAGAACCACAAGACGCAGCUAAAUGACAUCGCCGUUAACCUGGCGCUGAGCAAGGCAGCCAGCUGUGGAGACAACACGGUAAAGAUCCACGAGCUGCAGGAGAUGAAGGAGAUCUGGUCAGUGCUGUCGCUGGACGACGAGAAAAGCGCCGACCAGGUGGAGUGGAGUGACGACGGCCAGCUGCUGGCCGUCGGCUGCGGCUCUGGCAACCUGCACGUCUACUUGAGCUCGCUGCCGAUCCUGGGCGGCGCCGCCGGCACCCGCAUCGCCGUGCUCACCAGCCUGCUCGAGGUCACCAUCAUGGACUACCUGCGCAAGGAGGAGAGUACGCCCUUUACCGUGGACGUGGAGCCCAGCUUCCUCGGCAUCGGGCCCUUCCACCUGAUUGUCGGCAUGAACAACCGCGCCUGGAUCUACCUCAUCGGAGAGGGCGGGUCGCCGGAGCUGGUGCGGGACAGGGAGUACCUGGGAACGGUGGAGUCGGUCCGGCUGAACGCCGACUACGCCUCGGUCCUCUGCGACGGCGUCAUUCAGCUGCAUGUGCUGGAAUCCGAGUCGGGCGAAUCAGAGGAGCGGGAGGGCCGCCUGUUCCCGGACCCCGAGCACCGCGACAUGAAAAUCACCUGCCACUACCUGACGGCCGACUUCCUCAUCUACGGCACGGACACCGGACAGCUGGUGUUCUUCUUUCUGGAGGACUGGGCGGUAGUGAACGAGUACCGCCACACGAUGGGCAUCCGCCAGGUGUACCCGGAGGUCAACGGCACACGCGUGGUGUUUGUCGACGAGCGCAGUGAGGGGCACAUCUUCAAUCCGGUGAACGACCUACUGGAGCGCAUCACCAAGUUCCCGCCCCAAGCGCUAGGCGUGCUCUGGGAGAACUACCCGCUCGACCGGAACGUGUUCAUCGCCUGGGACCGCACCACCAUCGCCACGUUCGUGUACACGCGAGAGAACGUCGAUGGGGCCGUGAUCGACAUGGUGGACUCGACGCCGCUGCCGGCCGGCCAGUCACCGUUGCUGCUCUACAACGGCGAGGUUACGCUGCAGACCUGCAGUGGCCGCGUCACGCAGCUGGUGUUGGCCAGUCACGAGAUGGAGGCCAACACGAACCAGUACGAGGAGAAGGAGCUGGUCACCGCCAUGAAGAAAAACGUUGCACUCCGAAGGUACAAGGACGCCUGGACGGUGGCGCAGGCGCUGGACAAGCCGGAGGCCUGGCGCCAGCUGGCCGAGGCCUGCAUGAAGGACCUGCAGAUCGACAUGGCCAUGCGCGUCUACAGGCAGAUGGGCGACGUUGGCAUGCUCUGGUCCCUGGAGACGAUCCGCGAGAUCGAGGACAUCAAGCUGCUGGCAGGAUACGUGGCCAUGUUCCUGGGCGACUUUGACGAGGCACAGACCUUCUUCCUGUCGUCGACUACCCCGGUGGCAGCACUGGAGAUGCGUCGUGACCUUCUGCAGUGGGACAUGGCGCUACAGCUGGCCAGUAAGCUGGCACCGGACCAGAUACCGGACAUCUCGCGGGAGUACGCUCACCAGCUGGAGUUCACCGGUGACUACCAGCAGGCGCUGCAGCACUACGAGCAGGGCCUGUCGCUGGCCGCCGAGGACGCCUCCGAGGAGCACAAGGCCCAGUGCACGGGCGGCAUCGCCAGAUGUUCUAUCCGCUGCGGAGACAUUCGGAAAGGCGUGCAACUGGCUACUAAUUCGCCCAGCAAACUCCUGAAGAAAGAAUGUGCCGAAAUACUGGAAGGCAUGAAGCAAUACAACGAGGCGGCCGUGCUGUUCGAGAAGGGCGCGCUGUACGACCGGGCGGCGCAGAUGUACAUCAAGCUAAAGAACUGGAACAAGGUGGCCGAGCUGCUGCCACAAGUUCAGAGUCUCAAGAUACACUCACAGUAUGCCAAGGCGCGCGAGGCCGAGGGCAAGUACAAGGAGGCGCUGGCCGCCUACGAGACGGCGCGCGAAUACGACAGCAUGGUGCGCAUCCUGCUGGACCACCUCAACAACCCGCAGCAGGCCGUCGCCGUCGUGCAGGAGUCCAAGAGCGUGGAGGGCGCCCGUCUGGUGGCCAAAUUCUUCAUGAAGAUGGGCGACUUUGCUUCGGCCAUUCAGUUUUUGGUUAUGUCCAAGUGCAUCGAGGAGGCGUUUAACCUGGCUCAGAAGCACGGCAAAAUGGACACCUUCGCCGACAUCAUCGGAAAUGACGGCCGUCCAGAGGACUACCGCAGCAUGGCGCUGCACUACGAGAAUUCCAUGAACUACUUCCUGGCUGGCAAGUUCCAUCACAUGUCCGGAGACUCGACCAAGGCGAUCAAGCUGCUGCUGAAGGCGGCCCAGGGCGCCCAGGAGGCCGACGCCAUCAUGUUGGCCAUCGACGUGGUGGGCGAGGCCAACUCGGAGGGUUUGGCCAAGCAGGUGAUUGACUUCCUGCUGGGCGAGCAGGACGGCGUGCCCAAGGACCCCAAGUACCUGUUCCGGCUGUACAUGGCGCGCAAGAUGUACCGCGAGUCGGCCAAGACGGCCGUCAUCAUCGCCAAGGAGGAGCAGAAGGUUGGCUCGUACCGAAACGCCCACGACAUGCUGCUAGGCAUGUACCAGGAGCUUCGGAAGCACAAGAUACGCGUGCCGAACGAGCUGGCGUCCAACAUGAUGAUGCUGCACUCGUACAUCCUGGCGCGGAUCCACGUCAAGCGGAACGAGCACCUGAUGGCGGCGCGCCUGCUUAUCAGGGUCGCCAACAACAUCUCCAAGUUCCCAGCCCACACCGUGCCCAUCCUGACUUCGACGGUGAUCGAGUGCCAGCGCUCCGGUCUCAAGAAAUCGUCGUUCCAGUUCGCCGCCACUCUAAUGAAGCCCGAGUACCGGGACCAGGUGGAUGCCAAAUACCGCAAGAAGAUCGAGGCGGUGGUGCGCAAGCCGGCCAAAACGGAGGAGGAGGAGUUCCCGGCCGCCUGUCCGUUCUGCGAUAACAUGAUCGCGGAGACCGAGCUCAACUGCGACAAGUGCAAGCACACGCUGCCCUACGCAUCGCCCUCCGGCCGUCACGUAGUCAAAGACGACCUCACAGAGUGUCCGUUCUGCAACUUCCCGGCCAUCCGCUCGGAGCUGGCCAAGUUCGUCGAGUCGGACGACCCGUGCCCGAUGUGCAACAAGGGUCCGAUCGGCGCCGGCGAGCUGCGCAUCUUCCCGGACGCGGCCGUGUUCCUGCCGCUGAUGGGCGAGGAGUGAGCCGCCGGCCAGCACCCAGGCGCCUGGUCGGGCCGUGGCCGCCGCCGAAACGGCAGUGGUGCGGCAGCGGUCACCGCACGAGGCCGCGCCCGUCUACCGCCGAGUCACGCCAUUGCUGCCCGUGUUAUCUGUUGCGUUAUGUUCACGUAAUUUGCAUUGCAAUACACCA
Molecule: messenger RNA, 5673 nt
Organism: Pollicipes pollicipes
Lineage: Eukaryota; Metazoa; Arthropoda; Thecostraca; Pollicipedomorpha; Pollicipedidae
Product: WD repeat-containing protein 19-like
Biological process (GO): cilium assembly; intraciliary retrograde transport
Cellular component (GO): cilium; intraciliary transport particle A
Molecular function (GO): protein binding
Source: RefSeq, a predicted model, not a curated record